Molecule: messenger RNA, 429 nt
Organism: Leptosia nina
Lineage: Eukaryota; Metazoa; Arthropoda; Insecta; Lepidoptera; Pieridae
Source: the annotation of a GenBank genome assembly
AUGGUAAACGAUCACAACUGCGAUGUUUUACUUCCGAAACAAGUAUUUCUAGAAGAACCGUUAUUUCAGUACCCUCUUGCAGAUUCGAAAAAAUUUUACACGAUAAUUAUGGUAGAUCCAGAUGCACCUCCUCAAUUAGAUGGGGAAUUUUAUUUGCAUAUGCUUAAAUCAAAUAUACCUGGGCUUGCGCUCAAAGGAAAGGAGAGUGUUAAAACAGUUGGAAUUGACUACAGAGGAUAUAAGGCACCAACGCCACCUCGCGGCACGGGUCCGCAUCGUUACAUGUCACUUUUGUAUGAGCAAUCCGAUGGAAAUAAUUUCUUGCCAACAGUGCCAUCUUCCCGCAGUCGGUUCACACUAGGCAACUGGCUGCGAGAUAAAAAUCUGUGCGGGCCGGUAGCUGCAACGCAGUUCCGAGUUCAAUACUAG